UUGUGAAAUGGACGGCUAGACCUGCCCGCUGCCGUGAAUUCGCUAGCGGGAGCGCGCUCGCGGCCGCGCGUUCUCCGCUUUCCCGGCUUCCUCGCUGACGCGUCGUAGACGUUGGGGAGGCAGGCAGCUGCAGCGGUAUCGGGAUGAACAGCGGCGGCUUCGGGUUGGGCUUAGGCUUCGGCCUCACCCCUACAGCGGUGAUUCAGGUGACGAAUCUGUCGUCGGCGGUGACCAGCGAGCAGAUGCGGACGCUUUUUUCCUUCCUAGGAGAAAUCGAGGAGCUGCGGCUCUACCCACCGGACAACGCACCUCUUGCUUUUUCUUCCAAAGUAUGUUAUGUUAAGUUUCGUGAUCCAUCAAGUGUUGGCGUGGCCCAGCAUCUAACUAACACGGUUUUUAUUGACAGAGCUCUGAUAGUUGUUCCUUGUGCAGAAGGUAAAAUCCCAGAGGAAGCCAAAGCUCUCUCUCUAUUGGCUCCUGCUCCAACCAUGACAAGUCUGAUGCCUGGUGCAGGCUUGCUUCCCAUACCAACUCCAAAUCCCUUAACUACACUGGGUGUUUCCCUUAGCAGUUUGGGAGCUAUACCAGCAGCAGCACUAGACCCCAAUAUUGCAACACUUGGAGAGAUACCACAGCCACCACUUAUGGGAAAUGUGGAUCCUUCCAAAAUUGAUGAAAUUAGGAGAACAGUCUAUGUUGGCAAUUUGAAUUCCCAGACAACAACAGCUGAUCAGCUACUUGAAUUUUUUAAACAAGUUGGAGAAGUGAAGUUUGUGCGGAUGGCAGGUGAUGAGACUCAGCCAACUCGGUUUGCUUUUGUGGAAUUUGCAGACCAAAAUUCUGUACCAAGGGCCCUUGCUUUUAAUGGAGUUAUGUUUGGAGACAGGCCACUGAAAAUAAAUCACUCCAACAAUGCAAUAGUAAAACCCCCUGAGAUGACACCUCAGGCUGCAGCUAAGGAGUUAGAAGAAGUAAUGAAGCGAGUGCGAGAGGCUCAGUCCUUUAUCUCAGCAGCUAUCGAACCAGAGUCUGGAAAGAACAAUGAAAGAAAAGGCGGUCGAUCUCGUUCCCACACUCGUUCAAAAUCCAGGUCUAGCUCAAAAUCCCGUUCUAGAAGGAAAAGAUCACAGUCAAAACACAGGAGUAGAUCCCAUAAUAGAUCACGUUCAAGACAAAAAGAUAGACGUAGAUCUAAGAGCCCUCAUAAAAAACGCUCUAAAUCAAGGGAGAGGCGGAAGUCAAGGAGUCGUUCGCGUUCACGGGACAAAAGAAAAGACAACCGAGAAAAAAUCAAGGAAAAGGAAAGAGUGAAAGAAAAAGAUAGAGAAAAGGAAAGGGAAAAAGAGAGAGACAGGGAAAAGGAACGUGAAAAAGAAAAGGAACGGGGUAAAAACAAAGAUAAAGACCGGGAUAAAGAACGGGAAAAGGACCGAGAUAAAGACAAGGAGAAGGACAGAGAGAGAGAGCGGGAAAAAGAGCAUGAAAAGGAACGAGACAAAGAGAAGGAGAAGGAACAGGACAAAGAAAAGGAACGAGAAAAGGACAGAUCCAAAGAGAUAGAUGAGAAAAGAAAGAAGGAUAAAAAGUCCAGAACACCACCCAGAAGUUACAAUGCAUCAAGAAGAUCUCGUAGUUCCAGCAGGGAAAGGCGUAGGAGGAGGAGCAGGAGUUCUUCCAGAUCGCCAAGGACAUCAAAAACCAUAAAACGGAAAUCUUCUAGGUCUCCAUCCCCUAGGAGCAGAAAUAAGAAGGAUAAAAAGAGAGAAAAAGAAAGGGACCACAUCAGUGAAAGAAGAGAGAGAGAACGUUCAGCCUCUACAAGAAAGAGUUCUAAUGACAGAGAUGGGAAGGAAAAGGUAGAGAAGAACAAUACUUCACUUAAAGAGAAGGAGCACAAUAAAGAACCAGAUUCAAGUGUGGGAAAAGAAGUAGAUGACAAGGAUGCACAAAGGACUGAGGAAAACAAAGUACAGCAAAAUGGGAAUUGUCAACCAAAUGAAGAAAACCUCUCUACCAAAACAGAAGCAGUAUAGGACCUACAAAUGCACCUCUAAACACACGCUGGAAUGGAAUCCAAAGCUUUUAAUUCUCUCAACAAGAUGUUAAACAGUGAAGAAAUCCAGUAGAGCAUAAAGAUAUGAGCUAACAGCUUUUUUAGUUGUUAGGUGACUUUGUGGCCAUCUUGUUACUGAGUAAGAAAAUAAAGCAUGGACAUCGUGAAAAUAACAGGUGUUACCCAAACUCCUCAUCUUCUAAAAGCUGUGCAUUUCCAUGGUGGCUGACACACUUGUCAUGUGGUUUGUUAAGUGUUUGCGAAGAACCAUUAAAAUAAAUGGGACAUUAAAGAUCUAAAUUUGUACUAUCCAUUAAAGACUGGAGAUAAGCAUUGGAGGCUCUUUUAAAAAAUGCUAGUAACUGAUUUUGUAUUGUUUUACUUUUUUUUUAAAUUUCAGUAUAUUACAGAUUGAUGAUUUGCUUGAAAUUGGUGCAAAUAUAUACACACCCUUGUAAGUGCGGAGUAUGUAAGAAGUUUUAACAUUGACUUCACAGGAUUUACAGUGAUUGUGUUAAAUUCUCA
Mesoplodon densirostris (Blainville's beaked whale) is the source of this 2578-nucleotide messenger RNA. It is a transcript of the gene SREK1, whose product is annotated as splicing regulatory glutamic acid and lysine rich protein 1. The transcript has 12 exons. NCBI's taxonomy places the organism in Eukaryota, Metazoa, Chordata, Mammalia, Artiodactyla, Ziphiidae. The record is from RefSeq and is a predicted model, not a curated record. Gene Ontology annotation, molecular function: RNA binding. Gene Ontology annotation, cellular component: nucleoplasm. The coding region runs from base 144 to 2033 and encodes 629 amino acids.